AUGGCGCGCAAGGCCGCGGCUUUACUCACGCUGCUGCUGUCAGCGGCAGCGGUGGCGGCCGCCGUCGCCGACCAGGAGAGCGACCGGAUCCGGCAGCUGCCCGGGCAGCCGCCCAAUGUGGCCUUCUCGCAGUACUCCGGCUACGUCACGGUCAACCAGGCCCGCGGCCGCGCGCUCUUCUACUGGCUCGUCGAGGCGGAGCCGGCGGCCGGGCCCAUCGCGCCGCUCGUCCUCUGGCUCAACGGCGGGCCAGGCUGUUCCUCCGUCGGCUACGGGGCGUCCGAGGAGGUCGGCCCGUUCCGCAUCAGGCCGGACGGGAAGACGCUCUACCUCAACCCCAAUUCCUGGAACAAAGCGGCCAAUUUGCUCUUCCUGGAAUCGCCGGCCGGCGUGGGCUUCUCCUACUCCAACACGUCGGUGGAUCUGUACACCGCGGGGGAUGCCAAGACUGCACUGGAUUCCUACGCUUUUCUGGUGAAUUGGUUGGAGAGAUUCCCACAGUACAAGUACAGGGAGUUCUACAUUGCUGGAGAGAGCUAUGCAGGUCAUUAUGUUCCGCAACUAGCGAAGAUCAUAUACGAAAAGAACAAGGGCAUUCAGAACCCAAUACUUAACCUCAAAGGAUUCGUGGUGGGGAAUGCGGUUACGGACGACUACCACGACUAUCUUGGCACAUUUGAGUACUGGUGGAGCCAUGGUCUGAUCUCUGAUAGCACUUACCACAACUUGAAGGCGACGUGCAUUUUUGAUUCCGCAACGCACCCUUCUCCUGAAUGUGCCAAGAACCUGAAUCUGGCUAGUGCCGAAGAAGGCAAUAUUGAUCCUUACAGUCUCUAUACAAAGCCCUGCAAUAACACAGCCUCUCUGAAACUUGGCCUCGGAGGACGCUAUCCUUGGUUGUCUAGAGCUUAUGAUCCUUGCACGGAAAGAUAUUCAAAUAUCUACUACAAUCUACCAGAAGUGCAGAUGGCGUUACACGCUAACACUACUGGAAUUCAAUACCCUUGGCAAACUUGCAGUGAUAUUGUCGGCCCGUACUGGGCGGAUUCCCCCAAAUCUAUGCUUCCUAUUUACCAUGAGUUAAUUGCAGCUGGUAUGAAGAUAUGGGUUUUCAGUGGGGAUACUGAUGCAGUAGUUCCUGUAACUGCAACAAGAUACUCGAUAAGUGCUCUGAAGCUACCAACGCUGAUGAAUUGGUACCCUUGGUAUGACCACGGAAAGGUUGGGGGUUGGAGUCAGGUUUACAAAGGACUAACCCUCGUCACCGUAGCAGGUGCAGGGCAUGAGGUGCCUCUGCACCGGCCUCGACAAGCGUUAAUAAUAUUCAGACAUUUCCUGAAGGACACACCAUUGCCAGCUCAAUAGCCACUUGAAGCGAAGUGAUAGCGUAAAACGACGAAAGUAAUAUUAGAUGUUUUUUUUUACAACAUUCUUUUUUUCCGUUUGAUUUGAUAAUCACACCAUGGUAUUCAGUUAUCCCUAUUGAACUGUAUGUAUGUUUCAUAGAAAAUAGGGAAACCUGACAUUUGUAUUGUUGCAACUAUAGAGCUCCUUGUAUAUGAUAACGAUAGAGAUUGUUUGAGCA
Messenger RNA from Lolium rigidum, 1585 nucleotides. RefSeq names its product serine carboxypeptidase-like 27. Gene Ontology annotation, cellular component: vacuole. Gene Ontology annotation, biological process: proteolysis. Lineage: Eukaryota; Viridiplantae; Streptophyta; Magnoliopsida; Poales; Poaceae. Bases 1 to 1365 code for a protein of 454 amino acids. The record is from RefSeq and is a predicted model, not a curated record. The transcript is spliced from 9 exons. Gene Ontology annotation, molecular function: serine-type carboxypeptidase activity.